GGGGGUCUUAGGAACAGCUACAUCAGUGUGAAGGCUUAUGGUGAAAUUUCUUACCUUAUUAUUGUUUGUUAAUAAAGGUAAACUUCAGAAAGAGGGAACCGACAUAUGUGGUCAUGCAGUUUUGCUGCUUGUCUCAUCAGAAGGCUUCUUCCCUGUGAGGAAGACAUUGCUCAAGCGCAUCUUGGCUUCACGUCUAAGAUGAAUGAAGACGACAAGCCCCGCUGCUCCAAACAGCAAGAUGAAGGAGAACAUACACGUCAGCCUCAUAAUUAUUGUUCUCAAACCAAUCCACUUUUGACCCAGGAAAAUGAACUGCAUGCAAUCUCCAAGACACGCUCUUCACUCAUCGUCUCAUCUUCUCAGCUGCCAUUCCUUUAUAAUACCAUCUACAAGAGUGAUGUCUGUGUGAGUGCUGCAUGCUCAAGGAAUGCAUUUGUGAACAACCUCACCAAAGGCCCUGUGAGGAUUAAGGAAAAAAAAAGUCAAUCUUGGGCUGUAAAGAAGAGGCAUGGCCCAAGUUUGCCCUCCAAAAGUUCUGAUUCUGUCCCAUUGAAAUCAAGGAGUACCCACAAAACUGCACAGAGAAAAAUGAACAGAACAUAUGGUGCCUUCUAUCAGUCAUCAUUACUGUUUCUUCAGCUAUCUCAACACCCCACAAAUAGAAAAUGAGUGUGAAUUUCUUCCUGCUGAAAGAGGAAAGAAGAAAUGCUGACUAAACAAACAGUCCUCCAAAGAACAUUCUCUCAAAAAUACAUGUACAGUAAACUGCAAACGAAGGAGAACAUGGCAGAUUAGCUGGAUAGACAAUAGGUAGAAUCCAUGCAAGAAGGAAAAGUACCUGGAUUUUGAAAUAUGAAAUAUUAGGAACAUGAGUACCAGGAGUAUUAUCACUCAGAGUGAAAGAGAAAAUCCUUGAGGAUUUAGGCAAAAGUGAGACAUGCUGAGCAUCUCUCUGGAUUCUGGCUCUGGAAAAAUGCUUCUGUAAGUAUAGUGUCUGGAUUAAUCAUAGAAGUCUUAGAUGAGAGAAUUGGAAAAGGACUAUAAGAUCAUCAGGUUCAUCCUUCUGAAGAGGCAGAAUAUAGUCCCCUAGAGAGAAGACACUAGUUAUUGAACAGAUCAUAGCCAAAAGCCCAACAAGAAACAUUCUGUCAUAGAUGGAAGGCUGCAGAAGCUUCUAAUUCAGUGUCACAGGGUUGUCUAGGCCCAGAGGCCCCUGGCUGGAGGCCUCAGUAUCCUGCUACACCCCUCACAGGAAAAGCACAGAAGAGGAGUCCUCCAAUGAGGCCUAGCAUGGCUGCAAGGGGAAGAAGCUAGUCAGAGAGGUUGCAGGGAGCAGCCCGUCAGGGCCCAGGAGGACCAUAUAAAAGGAGCUACAAGGAGGUCAGCUCCUUGCUGGAGCUAGAGGAGUACAGGGUAGCUCCUGAAUUGCAGCACCAUGGACACCUCAGUGCUGGCAGGGCUCAGAGAGCGAGAAAGAGCUCCUGGCUGGCUGCUGAGCCUGAACUUAGAUGAGCCUUGAGGUAAGGAUAAAGCUUUGGCAAAGGCUGGGGUUAUGGAGAAGUGGCCCAGGGAAUUGAAAGCAGUGUAGUUAAAGGGACAUGGUGGCACCUAGCUGCUAUUCUUAGGGUCCCUGGGCUGGGACCCAGAGUAGUGGGUGGGCCUGGGGUUCCCCUCAACACACCCUGUAGGCCACUGUGGAGCUGACCUACAAUCAGACAGUGAUAAACCCCCAGAAGGGGAACUGAACUACUUAGUGGCCCAGCUAAAGAGUUGUGACCAGAAUAGACCUAGAGGGCGAAACCAUUGCCUCCAGGGAUGAAGUCCUGGGGGUGUGGUCUGAUACCAGGGCUGGAACUAUUUAAAGACACAGCCAGCCAGAAAGGGUGCUUGCGAGGGGUGGAUGCCACACUGUUACAUUAAACCUAGAUAGAAAGGAAGCUAGAUCUGCCACACCUGGUAAGCGACCCUGUUACUUUAGUCAUAUGGGGUUUUAUGCCAUGCCUUAGGGGACACCAUGAUUAAAAAUAAGCAAAAUUAAUCACUAGUGUUAACUAUGCCUAUUUUAUUGUUUACAAAAAUAAUCAGAACACAAACAAUAAAGAACGGUUAUUUCAGCUACAAUCUCUUCUGUAAAUCCCUCUGUGGAGAGCUUUCACCAGAGAUUGUGUCUUUGAGGCUUGGUGGGGACCAAGGUAUCUUCUUCCCCAAAUUAGUAGUGAUUUCUGUCUUAGUGUAUCUGUUACAGAGUAGCUGUUCCCAGUGCCCCUGGAUCAGAGCAGGGGAGUCCAAUACAGCCAAUUAAAGGGGGCUGGGCUACACCUUGGCCUAGAAAGGGCUGCUGGUGGGCAGGAAGAUGGUGCUGGAUUGGGACAGACAAUACCUGGGGAGGUAAUGCCACAGUGGAGUGGAGAUAAAUCUGGUGUAAGGUCCCCUGGAGCAAGGGGCCAAGGGCUCUGGGAGACAGCCCUGAGACUGCUGUCCCAGAGCAGAGGUAGCCCUGGCAAGAACUGGAAAGCUGUCAGAGGCCUUUGAGGGUACAUCUACAGAGGGAUAAAAGAUCUGUGGGAUGGCCAUGGCUGACCCAGGUCAGCUGACUCGGGCUCAGUCUGCAGGACUAAAAAUUGCUAUAUAGAUGGUUGGGCUCAGGCUGGUGCCCGAGCUCUGGUACCCUCAACUCUCUCAGGGUCCCAGAGCUCAGGUUCUAGCCCAAGCCCGAGUGUCUAGACCGCAGUUCUUCAGCCAGAACCUGAGCCCCACAAGCCCAAGUCAGCUGUUUGUUUACUUGCUUCUACUUAGAAAAUAAACCUGCUUUAAAAAAAUUGGGUGUGGCAGUGCAUAUCUUGAAGCUGGGGAGAAACUCUGCUCAAGUGACAAUUCAGAGAAAUUUAUAAGCGCAUCUUUCCAUAUCUCCAUGGAAGGAAGAAACACACUUCUUUCAGGCUUGGCUGGAUUCAAAAUUAGCUGUUGUCAUCCUUUCAUUGGCUUAGCACCUUUGUGGGUUUGUCUUAUGAGCAGUUUCAGGUGAUGAAUAGGUUAUUGGCUUCUACGUAUACAGUAGGGUUGUAAAUUUUGUUCAGUUUGAUGAUUAUAUUGCCUGCAGCUUUGUAUGGGGAAAUUCUCAGAUCAUCUUUAAAAAUUAGAAUUUUAACUUUUUCUUUUAUUCAAUGAAUUUUCUGAGAUAGCCCUCUAAUUUCAUUAGGGCAUAAUAAGAGUUGAAAAUCUGUUUCAAAUGAGUCCAAACACCUUUACUUUUUACAGGAAGAGAUUUUCAGUUCUCAAAGUAGACUUUUUAAACUUAUUUCUUAAAGAGUGUCUAAAUUUAAAUAGCAAUUAGAGAAGGUAAUGGCUCUUCUUAAUAAUCUUUGGAGAGAUGGCUCUUGUCUUUCUGAGUUGGAUAUGGAAAUUGCUUGAGCUUGCCAGAUAAAAAAUCCCCCAAUUAAUAGUAAUAUUUGUAUACUCAAAUGGCUUCUUAUAUUAGUAACCAGUCUAACAAGGUCAUUGGAUUCCAUGUUGGUACAUGAAGCAUUUUAUCAUUUACAUAGCAAUGAUAAUAGGAAGUUCUUACAUUAGCAGCUUUGCAUUUUGAUAAUAUAGUUCCAAAUAUAUAUCUUAUGAGAAACUGGUGCCAUCUUCAAGCAUUUCAGGAAUAAAGAGGAAACAUCAGUUAGAUAGAAGUAACCAGCAUCUUCUAGAAAACAUUUUCCAGCCCUCCAUUUUUUCUUGAAGUGUGAAGGCUUUAGAAUACCUAUAGAGUAUAAUACUUUCAAUAAGAAAUUUGUAGGAGUAUAACUGAGGUUUGUCUCUAUGAAAGGAGGUGGGGGGAGCAUACGUUUAUGACUUAGUUUUAUAACUCUGAUAACACAUCCCUACUUUCUUCUUUGCUCCUAAAUAAACACCAGGACUCUUUCUAGAGUAUAAAUAUCUUACAAAGUCCCCCACCCACUUAGGUAAGAUCAUAUCAAUACCAACUGGUAUCUUAUAUAAAAUAUGUGUCAUGUUCUUUGAUAAAACCUCCUUAAGAUUUGUUUGCUUUUUGACCAAAACAGUCCUUGGAUUUAUGAUCUGCCAUUUGCAGAAUGUUUACAACUUGCAAAUUGUAUUUUAUACAAGACACAGUAACCAAUGCUUAUUAUAUAUAUUUUCAAAACGUAGCAUAAAAGAAAAUAGUAUAGAAAGUUCAAUCAAGACAGAAGUUAUAAAAGCUUAAUUUUAGAGUCUGUAUAAACACACUUGGGUGUUUUCUCCUUUGACUUGAGACUUGUCCCUGAGUGACAGAAAGCAGAAACAUGGAAUUUCUGUAAUUAGCUUGCAUAUCUCAGUCAAUAAAAUGACCAACCCAAACCAUAAGCAUAUGAUGUUAUAUUCUCCAGGCAUUGUGGGUAUAAAAUAGAGUAUCUCUUAAAUUCAGUAAAGGUGCAGGCAAGCUUGUAAUGACCUAACAUUAUGAGAAUAAAUUAUUAUAAUCUUAUUAAUAACCAUUUUUGCAUAAAUAUUUGUUUCCUCCCUACAGCUGUAUUGUCCAUAGUAAAAAAAAAUGCCAAUCCAGAUCUGGUUAUUUAAAAAAUUCUUUCUGAUAAAAGACUUUUAAAAAGUUGAAUCUAGUUUUUUAUGUGAGAAUGCCUCUUUAAAAGAUUAUCUUCUUGCAAGUUAUACCAAAUCUAUUCUCCAGGCCUCCACUGGAUAUUUGCAAAUUAUUAUUAUUUGUAUUAUCCUAGUUCCUAGCUGCCUCCGUUAUAGACUAGGGCCCCAUAAUCUGGCCACUGCAGAUAGGCCUAUUUAGGAAUUAUAUGACUAUCCUGAGUUAUCCUACUUUGUAUUUUUGGAGAGUCUAGUCAUGCUAAAGCUUUUGGAAAACCACUUGUAUGAGCCUUGAUAUCUUUGGGUGUUUGGACAGGGAAAUGAAUCCAGAUACUCUGCACUGAAGUAUAUAGAGCCAAUACCAUUAGGCCCCGGAGAUGACUCUAAAUAUAUUUGUUUGUUAGAUGUUUUAAAGGACUUGUGGCACACUACCUUAUCACAAGGAAAGGUAAAUUAGAUACAAAUAUGCAUAACGUUAGUAAAAAAAAUGUGAUCUGCUACUGGAAGGAUCACUCCAUCAUUAAAGAAAUGGGUCACAGCUCUUUCAUAUGCUGGCACUCCAAAACAAGUUAUCUUAGGUGUAAGGGAACAUGGAUAGAUAGCUUGACAUUUGGAAUCCUUUCCUUGAUUUUAUGAAUAUUUGAAACUCAUUGUAAGUUAGUAGGAUGACUGAGCAGAAAGAAAAUACAAGUUAGGCAGUAAAGCUGCUCAUCGAGAGAGAAACCAAACAAGACAACACGAGCAAAGAGAGUCACAAUAAAACUUCCUUCACCUUAGCUGGGCCAAGCACAAUCUCGCCCUUCCCCAGGUAUACUCCUUACUUCAGCCAUUUUUCCUCUUUGUGCAGAUGUUCAGGGGAAGAGAAAGGGAAGCUGGAAUUAACACAUUACAUACUGGGGACCAGACUCUAUCCCUGCAUACUAUCUCAUACAACUCUUUGUUUUGUGGAAUGCAUGCUCCUUUGAGCAGUAUCAUAUCAGAAAACCUCCGCUCCAUCACCUCUCCUCCUUUUUAAUUUACCUCUUCUUUCUUUCCCCUCUGAUGUGAGCAUUACUAGUCCAACUUUUAUGUUGCAUAGAAUGUGAAUAAUGUAGAUGGCUUACAGAGGGAGGGACUGAAUCUGUAAAAGGAGCAAAUAUUCCUUGUUUUA
Mauremys mutica (yellowpond turtle) is the source of this 5728-nucleotide messenger RNA. RefSeq lists its product as uncharacterized. The transcript is spliced from 8 exons. The record is from RefSeq and is a predicted model, not a curated record. The coding region runs from base 106 to 669 and encodes 187 amino acids. Lineage: Eukaryota; Metazoa; Chordata; Testudines; Geoemydidae.